GUAAAUGUGAUGUUGAUUGUACAGCAAAGCGGAACUUGCAGAGGUUUAAUAGAGCAUUUAAGAAAUUUAAAAGAGCUGUGAGACGCCAAAAAUACAUUGUAAGAUUUGAAAACAAAGAAUUCAAGCCUGUCAGGAGGAGUUUUAUGCCAGAUAAGAAUAUCAAAGAGCUGUGUAAAGAUGGCAUGCAACUUUUUAACAACAGUUGCAUUGGCUGCACGUUUGGAACUUUUUACAAUAAGGAGACUAGAAAAUGUCAGCUGUGUCCUCGUGGAACAUACCAGGACAUGGAAGGACAACUCUUGUGUAAAGAUUGUCCAAACAGACUUCCUGGAUCAGGAGUGGAAGGGGCAACCAUGCUGUCUCAUUGUUCUGAGCUAUGUGAACAGGGAACCUUCUCAGCAUCUGGCUUCAAACCGUGCAUGGCAUGCCAGGUGGGAACAUUCCAGCCAUAUUUUGGUCGCACAUUCUGUUUAUCCUGUGGUUCAAAUAUGAAAACAAAGAGUACAGGCAGCACUGGAUUUAAAGACUGUGUGUCCAGAAAACUGUGUGAAUCUGGUCAUUAUUAUAACAUCAGUACUCAUACGUGCUCACAGUGUGGCAAAGGAUUUUAUCAGCCCAGUACUGGACAAGAUUACUGCUUUCCAUGUCCAGGAAAAACCUCCACAGAUUUCGUGGGUUCCAUCUCUCCAGAUGAUUGCAAAGAUCGUCGAUGUGGACGGCACAUGGGUGACUUCUUUGGUGUCUUAGAGAGUCCCAACUAUCCUGGAAAUUAUCCCAUCAAUAUAGAGUGUGUCUGGAAAAUCCGCCCAGAGAAGCAAAGACGAAUUCUCAUUAUUAUUCCAAAAAUAGAACUUGGGGAUGGAGAAGACUGUGGAGACAAAGUAGUCAUGAGAAAAUCCAAAUCUCCCCAAAGCCAAAGUACAUUUGAAACAUGUGAAAGCCGAGAGCGGCCAAUUGCUUUCACUGCCCGGUCCAAAAAGUUGUGGAUACAAUUUGUAUCUAAUGGAAAUAAAACUGCCAGGGGAUUUUCAAUUCCAUUUGUCACUUAUGAUGAACAAUAUGAAUCAUUAAUUGAAGAUAUAGUACGAGAUGGUCGUCUCUAUAGCUCAAAACAGCACCAGCAAAUAUUUAAGGAUCGUCAGCUACUAACAGCUCUGCUGGAAGUCAUAGCCACACCCAACACUUAUUUGAAGUAUGCAAAUGUGUCCCACACAAUGUUCCCACCAUCAUUCUUUAAACUUCUGACUCCAAAAGUUCGACGAUUCUUUCAGACGUGA
This is a messenger RNA of Candidula unifasciata, 1277 nucleotides long. The record is from the annotation of a GenBank genome assembly. NCBI's taxonomy places the organism in Eukaryota, Metazoa, Mollusca, Gastropoda, Stylommatophora, Geomitridae.